Chenopodium quinoa (quinoa) is the source of this 2807-nucleotide messenger RNA. RefSeq lists its product as uncharacterized. NCBI's taxonomy places the organism in Eukaryota, Viridiplantae, Streptophyta, Magnoliopsida, Caryophyllales, Amaranthaceae. The record is from RefSeq and is a predicted model, not a curated record. The coding region runs from base 38 to 1663 and encodes 541 amino acids. The transcript is spliced from 11 exons.
UGACCAACUUAUUUGUAACUGACUUAAAUUGUCCUUUAUGAUUAAAUGUUCAAAAUUAAUAACCCUCAAAACUUUUCAAACCCUAAAAACUUUUCAAUCCCCUUUUUUGAUUUUCCCUCCCUCAUACUCGAUCUGCUGUUCCCCAUUGAAGCGCAAUCUCAUCUUCUUGAAGCUCCUUCGCCGGUCCUUUGUUUCUCCGUCGCCGGUCCUCCGUUUCUCCGUCGUCGGGCCUCGUCUCUUCUCCCUUUCUCCUUGCAAGCUCCGGUGGUCGGCUCUUUUUCUUCGUCCCUUCUCCAUCCCUUUCUCCCUUACGAGCUCCGGUCACUUGCUCCUCGCCAUUUCCGCCGUUUGCUCCGGUGGUUUUCUCCAUUCGUUUUCUCAGGUGGUUUUCUGCGGUCGUUUUCUCCGAUUGUUUUCUCCGGUCUCCUUUGCAAGCUCUCUUCUCGAAACUCAAGAAUCCAGGUGUAGGCAUACUACAAUGGAAGAAAGCAGAGAUGAUCAUGAUGGACAGGAACAAUCUGGUGACAUGGAUGCCUCCACUUCCCAAGUAAAAUCUUCUACAAAAAAGGGACGAGGCCCGUCCAGAUCAGUCCAAACAACUACACCCAUGUUCCUCGAAUUUGAUGAGUUUGACAUGCCUAUUGGAAAGUGGGAAUCUGCUUAUGGGAAGCAAAUUAGUAAUUGUGCUCAAAGAGUUAACAUUAAUGUGAAGGGAUAUCCGAAGUAUGAUAAAGUUCAAAAGCAAAACUUGUGGGAGGAGAGUAAGCGGAAGUUCCACAUUUAUGAUCCCAAGGGUAGUAAAGAGAAGAAGUUCCACGAAGCUGUUGGUGCAAGAUUUAGGAAGCACAAGUCUCGGUUAGUUUCACGAUUCAUUACUAAGGAAACUGCACCUCCGCUUGACUCACCAAGUGCAAACAUUAAGCCUUGGGAGCUUUAUGAAGGUUACAUCACAGAAGAGCAAUGGAAAGAUUUUGAGAAAUAUUGCAAUACAGAUGAAUUUAAGGCUCUGAGUGAAAAAGGCAAGGAAAAUGCAAAGAAUAAUAAGCAUCGCCACCAUCUAGGCUCCAAGAGUUAUGAGAGGGCUCGAGUUGAUUGGAGUAAUACCAAUAGAAUUCCAGCAGAAUCUUCAACCUCAAGCACCACAGAGUCCACAACAAGCUGUGUAAUGACUGAAAAGCUUAAACGGUCUCUUUAUUGGAUUUUGGCCCGUCAAACUCGUAAUGCAGAUGGAUCGUGGGCUAUAGACCCAAAAAAUGCCGAAACCCAGCAAAAAGCCAAUGCUAUUUUGGAAAACUUGCAAAAGAAUGAUGAAGGAAACAAUUCAAGUGAUGCUAUUGGUAUGGAUGCCCUCGACAAGGCUUUAGGAAAAAGGGAUCACCGCGGGCAUGUAAAAGCACUAGGAAGGUGUGGGUUUGGAGUUAGUCACACACAAGUAUUUGGGAAGGGAUACAAAAAGGGUAAAUCAUCCGGCCAAGGUGGAUGCUCAUUAGAAGAGUUAGAAUCAAUGAAAGCUACCCUAACUCAAGAAUUUGAGGCGAGGCUAGAAGAAAAGGUUGAAGAGAAGCUUCAAGAGAGGAUCGAAGAGAGGUUGGAACAACGGGUGGCAAUGGAGGUGAAAGCUUAUCUCGCCAAUUUACUACCACAGAUGACCAGUGACGUGUAGGCAUUUCAAGGAAUGCAAGUGAUGACGAACAUGGAGGCAACACAAAGCCCUCGUGUAAUAGAGGUAGCCACUAAAUGUCGCCUAGCAUUGAAAGAUGAGUCCAAUCAAAAUUUAGUGGUUGUGGCAGAUAGAACGGUAUAUCCUGUUACCGGUGAAGUUACGCACAACCUGAAGAUGUUACCUGAUCAUUACAGGGUUAGUGUGGACAACCCUUAUCCCGACUGUGCCUUCCUCGAUAUACCGGUACCGUCUCCCGAUGGUGUGACUAAGUUGGGAAAAGCCAAGUCUUCCUUUGUACUAUGGCCUAUAGACAUGGUUUUUUUUGAAGAGGAGGUUUCACCAUCGCCCAAAAAGAAGCAUAGAUCUCGCCAAAGCAAAGAAGGGGACGAUAGUUGUGGUGUGAAAUCAAGGCAAUCUACCAUCAAACCCACAAAAUUCCUACCACUUGAAGAUAAAAUUGUCGAUACUUUUGGCGAGGGGUUGACAAACAGAUAUGGGUAACCGCUACCGAUGUACGUGAAUUUCUAAGAGGAUCGUGGGCUAAUGUUUCAUUGAUUCAUGUUUAUAUCAUGUAUUUAGUAGACAACUUCAUCGACCUUUUCAACAGGACUGAGAUCACAUUCUUUUGUCCUCAACUCAUUUCUGAAUCUUCAAUUGAGAAUGAUUACCUUGAAACUUAUACAUAUGUGAAGAAUACAUUUUUGCAUGAAGUAAGAAAGACGGGUAAACGUUGCUAAUUCAUCGUGGCUCCAUAUGUCGCAAGGUUCAAAAUAUGUUUUUUAUAUUGCCACUAAAUUGAAAUUCAUACAAAUGGAGUGUGCUCAACAAUAAGGAGGCGUUGAAUGUGGCUACUACAUUAUGAGAUACAUGUAUGAGAUUGUUACUUCUCACUUGGAGUGCAAAGGUGUCUUAGAAGGGAUUUUUGUCCAAGGACCGCCGCGUAUGAUGUUGACGAGUUGAAUGUGGUUCGAGAACAAUGGGCGCAAUACUUUAGAAGUAAAUAUUUAUUGAAUGCAUAACUAUUAGCUUAGGUAGAACAACGUAAUAUUUUUAGUGUUGUUGUAUAUGUUGGAUAAAUUUAUACAAGUUUUUAUUUGUAAUGUGUUACUACUUCAGUUUUUAUAUUACGUCGUAUUAAUUUUUA